Messenger RNA from Theobroma cacao (cacao), 1884 nucleotides. It is a transcript of the gene BBX16, whose product is annotated as B-box type zinc finger protein with CCT domain-containing protein. Lineage: Eukaryota; Viridiplantae; Streptophyta; Magnoliopsida; Malvales; Malvaceae. Gene Ontology annotation, molecular function: zinc ion binding; protein binding. The record is from RefSeq and is a predicted model, not a curated record. Gene Ontology annotation, biological process: regulation of DNA-templated transcription. Gene Ontology annotation, cellular component: nucleus.
AACCAAAAGUGUUGAGGUUGGUCUCACUAGAAAACAUACUACCUCCCAACACCAAUUAUUGAACCAUGGGCUCCUCAAAAUAAAUAGAUGCAAGGUACCCCAAUAUUCCUCCGUAAAGACACUUUGCAUUUUGAGCUUGUUUCUUUUGCUGAGUUAGUUCUCAACUUUAGCUGAAAGCGUGUUUGAUCCUUGUAUCAACUUCAUAAUCAUUUUCCUGUCUAUCUAAUGACCACUGACAAGAAAGCAGCGAAUGCCAUGGGAAGCAAGACGGCUAGAGCCUGCGAUGGUUGUUUGCGGAAGCGUGCACGUUGGUAUUGUGCAGCAGAUGAUGCCUUUCUUUGCCAAGGCUGUGAUACAUCAGUCCACUCUGCUAAUCAGUUAGCCAGCAGGCAUGAAAGGGUUAGGCUUGAAACUGCAUCAUUUUCUAAGUUCAGUGCUUCGGUUACGAACCGAACUAAUCAAGAUGCCCCACCAGCAUGGCACCAAGGUUUCACUCGAAAGGCAAGAACACCAAGGCAAAACAAGUCCAUGUUGGGGCAACAAAAAGAUGAGGGAAAAGUUUUCAGUUUGAAUCCGCUUGAUCCUGUUGUUCCUGAGAUUGGUAGUGAAGACGGGUCAGUUGAUGAGAACGAAGAGCAGCUGCUUUGCAGAGUUCCGGUAUUGAAUCCUUUUGCUGCAGAGCUAUGUAAUAGGGUAACGAGUGAUGGUGAUGAAGUUGCUAUGGUAAAUGAAGAUGGGAAUUUCGUGAUUGAUGAUUAUGAACGUGAAGGAACAUGCGAGUUGGAUGAUGGAUUACAUGGCUUUUUACCAUCGGAUAUGGAUCUUGCUGAUUUUGCUGCUGAUGUGGAGAGCUUACUAGGAGUUGGACUUGAUGAUGAUGCUUGUUGUGACACCAAAGGAAUUGAAUUGUUACAUAGCAAGGAAGAAGAAGGAAGUAAUGUUCUACAUGAAGGCAGAAUUGUGAAAGUUAAAGAUGAAGAAGAAGUGGAAGGUAUAACAGCUUGUUGCUUUGAUUCUGCUUUUGAUGUGACAAGAGAAUCCUUAAACUGGAGCUAUGAUUAUGAGUCACCCACGAUUGGUGAGGAGGAAGAGGAGAAGGUGUUGCCUGCGACAGAGACAACAACAAUGAAUGGUGAAAGCAAGGCGGAGAUGAAGAGGAACAUGCUGUUGCGGCUGAAUUAUGAGUCAGUCAUCACUGCUUGGGCCAGCCAAGUGUCUCCUUGGACAGCAGGAAGUCGACCGGAAUUCAACCCUGAUGACUUCAUGGGCUCAAAUCUUAAAGAGGGCCAUCACCUGAGCGGAGGCAUAGGGGGAAUAUACAGCCUGCAGGGAAGAGGGAACACAGAUGGAGAAAGAGAAGCAAGGGUAUCAAGGUACAGAGAGAAGAGAAGAACGAGGCUGUUCUCGAAGAAGAUAAGGUAUGAAGUGAGGAAGCUGAAUGCGGAGAAAAGGCCCAGAAUGAAAGGCAGGUUCGUUAAGAGGACUUCCUUUGUGGGGACUGCUUUUACUUAUAUCAAUUAAUAACUGUUUAAACUGCCAAAUCUUGCUGUUUGUUUCUUUGCAAGAAUUGGCAGGAGAGUUGCUUAGCCAAUAGCCAGGCUAUACAUAUAAUUGGCUAAGCUUCCAAUUAGUAAAUGGAUUAGGGUAGCUGAUCACUGUUAGACCUUCUCUAACAGUACUAAAAAUCUUUCUAACGCUUGAAGCUUUGAUGUUAAUUAACCGAAAACGCUGUAAAGUAGUCAAGGUCCUGGUCUCUUUCCAUCUUUCUGCCUUGGACGAAUGAAGAAUUUUGUUUCAUUUCUCCAUAUAUACGAGACCAGAUAUGUUAAAACAGCUUUAUUCUUUAUAAACAGGUUGGUUUCUGUAAACAUUUGAUUCAACUUA